Molecule: messenger RNA, 2119 nt
Organism: Pocillopora verrucosa
Lineage: Eukaryota; Metazoa; Cnidaria; Anthozoa; Scleractinia; Pocilloporidae
Product: ciliary microtubule associated protein 1A-like
Cellular component (GO): cytoskeleton
Source: RefSeq, a predicted model, not a curated record
GCUAAUCUUCUGCGUUCCAUUCCUUAGAGAUAGGGUAGGGUACUUGUGUUUACGGUAAGAUUUUUGGUAGUUCGUUGUCGUUUAAUUCAUGUCCCAGCUCAACUGUAGAAAAACUAGAUAGAAGUAUAAGAAAAGUGGUUUUCUGUAACGUUCAAGAGUAGGAAAGCUGAGCAUUAAUUACUCAUUUUUGGGUGAAAAGUUCGGCAAACUUUGGUCGUCAUGGCGGACACGGAGAGAAGACGUCCUAUGAUCGGAGCUAUGUUCCGUGGCCCGGGACCCGCUGCUUAUGUUUUACCAGGAUCUACAGGUUACAUUGGACAUGAUUGUACGAAAUACAAGAAACCAGCCUUCAGUUUUGGCGCAAGAACGUGGAAAAAUCAACAGUUGACAGGACCUGGUCCUAAAUACAAAAUAGAAGAUGUUACGCGAUUCGGAAUGGAAGGGACACCGAAGUAUACUCUCCAUUCGCGAACAAACUUGCAAGGGAAAUUUCAAACUCCGGCUCCAUGGGAUUACAAGGCAGAGAAAAAGCCAGUAUUUAAACAUGCCUUUCCCCCGCAAUAUUCCUUUGGUUUGCGCACUCCAUAUGGAAAGCAGGACAACAACCCAGCCCCGAAUAAUUACAACAUGCCAUCAAUAAUUGGUCCUAAGGCCGUAGGAAAGAAGUCUUCAGCUGCUUUCUCUAUGACAAGUAGAUCAAAGAUUGGAAGUUUUCAUGAGGAUUUGCAGAAGACUCCUGGACCAGGCACAUAUAAAGUGACUGAUCCAAAUAUCUACAGGAACAGGAAGCCCAUAUUUUCCAUGACGGCUCGUAACAAUGCGCCUGGUGACCGAACCCUAAAACCAGGACCUGGAGCCCACAGACCUGAACUGUGUUAUGCUACAUUCAAAAGACAACCCUCUUUUCACUUUGGCCAGAGGUGGUCUGAGUAUGUUGCACCACUGAUUGUGGAUCCUAUUGAUUAACGGAGAUUUUUAGCUGGUAGCAGCCAUAUUGUUUGUGCCUGCCAACUCUGAGUCAAGCAGAUCAGAAAAUUUUCAUUUCAUGUCAGCUUAAUGGCCUUCCUGAUUAAUAGCUCAUAGAUGUCACAAACAUUUAUGUUAUUCUGUAAAUGGUUUGAACCUUGGGGUAAAUCUUUAUUUUGUGAUUAUCGUCUAGGUGAGGGCAGUCCUGAGAAGGACUGUUGUCAGUAGUAGGGAAUGAGAUUUUGACAACCAGAGUAGAAGUAAUCAUUAUUUUGUUAUUACAGUCUUGAUUGUAAAAUGAUCAUACUUCACCCAAAACCUCUGGUGUUAGAAGGGAGAAAACUGGAGAUUCUGUAAAGGCUGCUGCUGCAUUCAAUAUCCCUGGAAGUGUGUAGUUAUCUUGCCUUUUUCUUCUGUGUCCCACACAAAAUAAUUACUGACUAAAAAAGGUUGGCAGGUAUAAAGAAUUAUUUUUUUGUAUUUCCAGAAAGUAUAACCAUUGAUCUUGAAUUACAAUUUACAAAAUUUAGGAACAAAGGGACAACAUACUUGAACUCUAAAAUAAGGGUUUGAGGAAACUUUCCUAGUUCAUUUUUUAGUCCAUGUAUUUCAAAAAGUAGUGUUAAGCAUUUCCUCAAGCAGCGUCUAGUAGUUUCCUUUCUCUAUGGUUUAUUGUUACUGCCUGAGAUUAAGCAUCAGCAUGUACAUAAACAGAUUCUUAUCUAAUGUUUUAAAACAGUUUACAGAACAAGAUUGGAAGCCAGGAAAUGUGGUAUUUUGAUGAGAUUCUUUUUUUCUUUUAGUGCUGCAAUUACAGUAUUAUGAGUAGACAAAAAGUGGAUUUGCUUUUUUCAGUAGUUGUUUUUUUUUUCAUAUAUAUAUAUUUUAUGAAGAUUUAAGAAAGAAAUAAAUUCAAAGAGUUUGUCUCGGCAGAACAAAACUUAAUAUAUGUACACAAGGCUUAUAUCAAAAUGAUAAUAAGCUCUGUUGCUCUUUGAGUUUUUUCUUUGCUUUCAACUUACUCUCCAUUUGAAAAAAUCGUUAGAUUGGUGUGAAGCUUACUUACAGUUGCAAAGCCCAGAGAGUAAUACAAAGCUAAUAGCAUUGUGGCUUUUGAAAUGCAAAAUGUUAUUAAAAUUGUGCUGUAUAUUAA